This is a messenger RNA of Ictalurus furcatus (blue catfish), 3015 nucleotides long. It is a transcript of the gene ptrh1, whose product is annotated as peptidyl-tRNA hydrolase 1 homolog. Bases 339 to 1157 code for a protein of 272 amino acids. The record is from RefSeq and is a predicted model, not a curated record. Gene Ontology annotation, molecular function: peptidyl-tRNA hydrolase activity. The transcript is spliced from 5 exons. NCBI's taxonomy places the organism in Eukaryota, Metazoa, Chordata, Actinopteri, Siluriformes, Ictaluridae.
UUGAACAAGAGAAAAUGCAGUACAAAGAGACACGAGGUUGACGGAAGUGACGAACGGUAAGGUGGAAAUCUUCAUAAACAUUCAAAUGUAGGUGAAAUGCUUGCUUACAGUGUUAGGGUAUUUUAAUGUGUGAUAUCUGGCAACCACUGUUUUCCGGUCAUAUUAACCUCUGUCACGUUCUUUACAUGUGGCUUUUUUUUCUUCUUUUUACUAGAAAAGGAACAUUUUGUCUGAUUAUGAAUGUGUGGACUCACAUGGUGUUAUGAAGCUGUAUUUGUUAACAGUGUAACAGCUGCUGAUGUAACUGAAGGUAAUCUCCUGAUCUUUGCUUUACAUCAAUGAGUAGACUCACACUCUGGACCUGUGUGUCACACUUCAUCAGCUUCCCCAUGUCACUUAUGAGGCGGAUCAUAACUCAGCUGGUCAGUCGAGUGCUUUUGGGCCCUUUAGGUACUUUACACUGUGAGAAGAUGUCCAGUGAAACAACAGCCAGCACUUCCAGGAGGAAGAAACUGGUGGUAGGGCUCGGUAACCCCGGUAUGACCGGCUCACGGCACAGCGUCGGCAUGGCCGUGAUCGCAGCACUGGCAGAGCGUCUGGGAGUGUCUGAUCAGUGGAAAUCAGACAGACACCUGUCAGGAGAGGUCAUUGUUUCAGUUUAUCAGGACACACAACUUGUGCUUCUCCGGCCAAAACUGCUCAUGAAUGUGAACGGUGUGAGUGUGGCGAAGGCAGCAAGCAAAUUCUCUGUUCGACCCGAGCACAUCAUCUUGGUACAUGAUGAACUUGACAAACCACUUGGGAAGCUUGCCAUCAAACAUGGAGGAAGUGCAAGGGGUCACAACGGUGUCCGGUCCUGUAUCGACUGCCUUCAUACUGAUGUUAUGCCACGGCUACGAGUUGGUAUCGGGCGACCCUCAGGAAACACAACAGUGGACAGACAUGUUUUGGGGCGGUUCUCUAAGGAAGAGCAGACCAUUUUAAGCUCUGUAAUGGAGCAAAGUGUGGAACUUUUAUUGGCGCAAAUCACAGAGCAAAAAUUCAAAGUAACUCCAGCAGGGGGCAGGAGAGCAACACAAAAGAGGAAAGAGAGGACACCUUCCGCAGUGCAGGAACCUGAGGAAAAGUCACACAGAACUGACCUCAGCUGCCAAUAAGCUAACGAUUAUAAACUCAUGACUCUGCUGAAUGGGGGUGUUUGUAUUGUAAAAUUGAAUAAAUGACUAUUCUGUUUUAAGUGGACAUACAGCAGGGUGAGAAGUGUGUGUGUUUGGAGGGGGGGGGGGGUAGUAUAAUGAACACGUACAGAUAAAUUCCUCAUUCCUGAGAACAAUAUAACUUAUUUUAGGGUUCUGACGAUAAUAAUGCAGUUAUUAAAAAUAGAUUUUUUUUUUUUUUUUUUUAAUAAAUUUAAAAAUUUGUAUUAGUUAUACCAGGGGUGUCAAACUGGUUUUAGGCAACAGGACUCAUUACAUUCAGUCAGUACUCAGUCCAAUGCCAAGUGAGCUGUACCAAAAAAUCAGUUUAGUAGACCAAUAACUCAACUCUUCUUAAAUGUAUUCAUUUAUUGGCUUUUAACCCCCAAAUUAGACAUGGUUUCAGUGCUGUAUAUCUUGCUAGUGAAGAAUUAUAUAUCAUUAGCACAUUUUGUGAAUAGCCAAGUGUUUGGCCCUGACUUUAUUUGUCUAUAUUUACCACAAGUGGAAUAAGAGAGACUAGCCCUUAUUUUCAAAUCUUUCCAUUCAAUUGCUGUGUUUUUUUUUUUUAUUGUUUUUUUUUUUUAUAAUUUAGAACACAGAUUCUUAAUUUAUUUGGCUGACCGGAUUGAAACUGUAUGUUUGCUGUAUACGGUUUCAAUAAAGCCUCUGCUGUAUUUUAAGGUUUGUCCAGAGUGGUAUAUUUUACAAUGGCAUUAUUUAUUUGGCAGUAAUUUUAUCCAAAGUGAAUAACAAAAUGAGAGUGAAUACAAUUUGAGUGUAGAGCUGAUAAAGGAACUGACAGUGAACCAACAGUGACAAGUGCUGCAAGACACCAGUUCUACCAUCUGAAACAAGUGAGCGAUAGCUGUACGAAGAAGAACAUGUCGAAAUGUGAGGGAUGGAAUAAAUACUAGUACUCAGUACUCAGACUGACAAAUAAAGAAUGAUACAAACUUUUAAGAAGGUUCACUUGCAUCAAUGAUAUAGAAAUAAUAUACUUAAGUGAUCUUUACGGGUUCUUUUUAUGGUUAAGGAGUCUUGGUGUUGUAAAUGGGGUUCUCCUUGGGACCCUUUCUGAUAGAGAAAUACUCUGUAGGGUUGUACAUACAGUGGAUAUAAAAAGUCUACACACCUUUGUUAAAAAUGGCAGGUUUUUGAAAAAUGGUGAUGAUGUAAAAAAAAAAAAAAGAAAAGAAAAGAAACAAAGUGACAAACACCCAGAAAUGUUUGGGGGAAAAAAGAAAAACAAAGAACUCCCAAUACCCAGCUUGUAGAAGUGUGCACACUGUUUUAUAAUUGGGAAUGUCUCAGUGUUCUGUAUCAGCCAAUCACAUUCAAACUCAUGUUAAAUACUAAUUAGUAUUCACCUGUGAUCAAUUAAAGUGACUCAUUAACCUUAAAUAAAGUACAGCUGUUCCUAUAGGAUUUUCCUGACAUCUUCUUGGUAACAUCCAACUGGAAAAGCCAUGGGCCAGAACAAGCUUACAAAGCAGGUACAGGAUCUCAUUACUGUUGAAAAAGAUCAGGAAAGGGUUACACAAAUUUCUCCAAGCCAUUGGAUAUACCAUGAAACUGUGAAUACAAUAAUCAACAAGUGGAGAAAAUAUGGCAUGACAGUACUAAGAACAGGACAUCCCUCUAAGAUUGAUGAGAAGAUCAUGAGAAAACUGUUCAUGGAGGCAGCCAAGAGGCCUAUAGCACCAUUAAAAGAAUUGCUGCAAUUUGUGGCAAGUACUGGUUGAUCCCUACAUGUGACAACAAUCUCCUGAAUUCUUCAUAUCUCUGGGUUGUGGGGUAGGGUAGCAAGACAGAAGCC